Labrus bergylta (ballan wrasse) is the source of this 9664-nucleotide messenger RNA. NCBI's taxonomy places the organism in Eukaryota, Metazoa, Chordata, Actinopteri, Labriformes, Labridae. The record is from RefSeq and is a predicted model, not a curated record.
UCUGUGUUGGUGUUUACGUUUGACGAGGGUCUGCGUGCCCUGCGCUGCAGAGCUCACAGGGGAGGGGGGGGGGCAACAGAAAAAGACAGCCGGUGUGUUUGAGAGACGCAGGAAAAAAAGUUAAGAAAGCGAGAGUGGAGGGCCAACAGGCAUGCCAGUCAAGACCGUCACUUUUGGAGCAGAUGCUGGCAACAGUUUUCUCCGAGCGGCCCGGUCUGGCAACCUGGACAAGGCCCUGGACCAUAUCAAAAAUGGCAUCGAUAUCAAUACAGCCAAUCAGAACGGGCUGAACGGGCUGCAUCUGGCCUCCAAAGAAGGCCACGUUAAAAUGGUGCUGGAGCUACUCCACAAUGGCAUCGUACUGGAGACCACCACGAAGAAAGGGAACACGGCCCUGCACAUUGCAGCCCUGGCGGGGCAGGAGCAGGUGGUCACAGAGCUGGUUAACUACGGGGCCAAUGUAAACGCUCAGUCUCAGAAGGGUUUCACUCCACUCUACAUGGCUGCACAAGAAAACCAUCUAGAGGUUGUGAAGUUUCUUCUGGAGAACGGAGCCAAUCAAAGCAUUCCAACUGAGGACGGAUUCACUCCUCUCGCGGUGGCUCUUCAGCAGGGACACGAGAACGUCGUAGCCUUGCUCAUCAACUAUGGCACCAAAGGGAAGGUCCGCCUCCCCGCGCUGCACAUCGCUGCACGCAACGACGACACACGCACAGCCGCGGUGCUUCUGCAGAAUGACCCCAAUCCUGACGUACUCAGCAAGACUGGAUUCACACCCCUCCAUAUUGCUGCACACUAUGAAAACUUGAACGUAGCUCAGCUGCUGCUCAAUAGAGGAGCCAAUGUCAACUUCACCCCAAAGAACGGUAUCACUCCUCUGCACAUUGCAGCCAGACGGGGUAAUGUGAUCAUGGUCCGACUUCUGCUGGACAGAGGGGCUCAGAUAGACGCCAAGACCAAGGACGAGCUGACUCCUCUGCACUGUGCGGCCAGAAACGGCCAUGUCAGGAUUAUAGAGAUCCUGCUGGACCACGGGGCCCCCAUCCAGGCCAAAACCAAGAAUGGCCUGUCUCCAAUCCACAUGUCAGCACAGGGCGACCACAUGGACUGCGUCAAGCAGCUUCUGCAGUACAACGCGGAGAUUGAUGAUAUCACAAUGGACCAUCUUACCCCUCUGCAUGUGGCAGCGCACUGCGGCCACCACCGCAUGGCCAAAGUUCUGUUGGACAAAGGGGGCAAACCCAACUCUCGGGCACUGAAUGGUUUUACUCCUCUGCACAUCGCUUGUAAAAAGAACCACAUGCGUGUGAUGGAUCUGCUGCUUAAACACUCUGCAUCUAUAGAGGCUGUGACUGAGUCGGGCCUGACUCCCUUACAUGUGGCUUCAUUCAUGGGGCAUCUCAACAUUGUGAAGAUCCUGCUGCAGAAAGGAGCUUCUCCUAGCGCCUCCAAUGUGAAAGUGGAGACUCCUCUCCAUAUGGCGUCUCGGGCAGGACACCUUGAAGUGGCAGAGUUCUUACUGCAGAACGCAUCACCUGUAGACGCGAAGGCAAAGGAUGAUCAAACCCCUCUGCAUUGUGCUGCUCGUAUGGGCCACAAGGAGCUGGUGAAGCUGCUGCUGGAGCAGAAAGCCAACCCUAACUCCACCACCACAGCAGGCCACUCGCCCCUACACAUCGCCUCCCGGGAAGGUCAUGUUCAAACUGUACGCAUCCUCCUGGACAUGGAGGCCCAGCAGACCAAGAUGACCAAGAAAGGCUUUACUCCGCUCCAUGUGGCCUCAAAGUACGGCAAGGUGGACGUAGCAGAGCUGUUGUUGGAGAGAGGAGCUAACCCUAAUGCUUCUGGGAAGAAUGGUUUGACUCCGCUGCAUGUUGCCGUGCAUCACAACAACCUGGAUGUUGUUAACUUGCUUGUUAGCAAAGGAGGGUCCCCACAUAGUGCAGCCAGGAAUGGCUACACUGCCCUCCACAUAGCAUCCAAGCAGAACCAGGUGGAGGUGGCUAACAGCCUGCUGCAGUAUGGAGCUUCAGCCAAUGCUGAGUCACUGCAGGGGGUCACUCCUCUCCACCUGGCCUCGCAGGAAGGAAGGCCCGACAUGGUCUCCCUCCUCAUCGCCAAACAGGCCAACGUCAACCUUGGAAACAAGAGCGGAUUAACCCCACUGCAUCUGGUCGCUCAGGAGGGUCAUGUUGGCAUUGCAGAUAUCUUGGUGAAGCAAGCUUCAGUAUACGCAGCCACGAGGAUGGGUUACACCCCCCUCCAUGUAGCGUGUCACUAUGGCAACAUUAAGAUGGUGAAGUUCCUCCUGCAGCAACAGGCCAACGUCAACAGCAAAACAAGGCUCGGCUACACUCCUCUGCACCAGGCGGCCCAGCAGGGACACACUGACAUCGUGACACUGCUGCUGAAGCACGGCGCUCAGCCCAACGAGACGACAACUAAUGGUACUUCAGCCUUGGCCAUCGCUAAGAGGUUGGGCUACAUCUCUGUGAUCGACGUCCUAAAGCUCGUCACUGAGGAGACGGUGUCCAUGACGACCACAGAGAAACAUCGCAUGAGUUUUCCAGAAACAGUGGAUGAGAUCUUGGACGUGUCUGAGGAUGAAGGGAUUGCACAGCUAACAUUAGGAGAGGAGCUCUUGGGGACCGAAGGGGCCAGGUACAUGAAGAUGGAUGACAUGAAAGACCAUGAUGACGAUUUCCUCUCCCCCAAGAAAUCACUGGAGUACGAGAGAGGGCUGGGCACAGCGAAUUACUCGCCAGCCAUUCCAAGGAUCCCCCGAGUUUCUCCCGAGACCGUCAUCCUGAAGGAACACGAGAUGGAUCAGCAACACACUCCUCUUCCACUGCCCAAAGAGUAUGACGAUGACUCGCUGAUUCCCAGCAGCCCUGCGACUGAGACCUCAGACAACGUCAGCCCAGUCGCCAGUCCCAUACACACGGGGUUCCUGGUCAGUUUCAUGGUAGAUGCUCGUGGCGGCUCAAUGCGAGGCAGCAGGCAUAACGGUCUGCGUGUCAUCAUACCUCCACGGACCUGUGCGGCACCCACCCGCAUCACCUGCCGCCUGGUGAAGCCGCAGAAGCUGACCAGCCCCCCUCCGCUAGUGGAGGGAGAGGGGCUGGCCAGCAGGAUCAUCUCCCUGGGUCCAGCAGGAAUGCAGUUUCUGGGGCCGGUUAUCGUGGAGAUCCCUCACUUUGCCGCUCUCGGUCGAGGUGACCGGGAGCUUGUGGUGCUGAGGAGCGAGAACGGCUCAGUCUGGAAAGAACAUCGCAAUCGCUACGGCGACGAGGUGCUAGAAACAAUCCUCAACGGGAUGGAUGAGGAGUUGGAAAGUCAAGAGGAGCUCGGGAAGAAGAGAAUCCGUCGCAUCAUCUCCACCGACUUCCCCCUUUACUUUGCCGUCGUGUCACGAGUCCAGCAGGAGAGCGACCUGAUUGGACCAGAGGGCGGCUCGCUGACAAGUAAACUGGUGCCGUUGGUCCAGGCCACGUUUCCCGAGACGGCAGUCACCAAACGAGUCCGCCUGGGGCUGCAGGCUCAGCCAGUUCCAGAUGAGCUGGUUGCUAAGCUGCUGGGUAACCAGGCUAACUUUAGCCCCGUGGUCACCGUGGAGCCUCGACGGCGCAAGUUCCACCGGCCCAUCGGGCUGCGUAUACCUCCCCCGUCCUGGAAGGAGAGUCCCCGAGACUCUGGAGAGGGUGACACCACCAGUCUGCGCCUGCUCUGCUCUGUCAUAGGAGGCACUGCUCCGGCCCAAUGGGAAGACAUCACCGGCACCACCAAGCUCGCCUAUGCCAACGACUGUGCCAGCUUCACAACCAAUGUCUCGGCACGGUUCUGGCUCGCAGACUGUCCUCGGACAGCCGAGGCCGUCUCCUUUGCCAACCUGCUCUACAGGGAGCUGUCGGCCGUUCCCUACAUGGCCAAGUUUGUGGUGUUUGCGAAGAUGAAUGAGGUGCGUGAGGGCCGCCUGCGCUGCUACUGCAUGACCGACGAUAAGAUGGAUAAGACCCUGGAACAACAUGAGAACUUCACCGAGGUGGCUCGCAGCAGAGACAUAGAGGUGAUGGAGGGAAUGCCGCUUCACCUGGAGUGUUCAGGGAAUCUAGUGCCGGUCAGAAAGGCUACCCAGCAGCCUCGCUGCUUCAGCUUCCAGGCCUUCAGAGAUAACCGACUCCCUGUCUCUGUUAAGGUAAGAGACAGCAGUAAAGAGCACACUGGAUUUCUGUCUUUCCUGCGCAAGUCCACAAAGUACGAGGACAGCCAACAUGUGCUCUGCAACCUCAACAUCACCAUGCCUCCAUGUAUCAAGGUCAUCGGGAGUGAAGACCGGAGAAGAACUCUGACUCCGCUGGCUUUAAGAGAAAGAUACAGCGCCCUAAAUGAACCUGCCAUGGCCUCGAUGAGUGCCAUGGAGAGGACGGAGCUGAAGAUGGCUGUGAUUGCAGAGCAGUUGGGACUGAGCUGGGCCGAGUUAGCCCGAGAGCUGCAGCUCAGCGUGGACGACAUCAAUAAGAUCCGAGUGGAGAAUCCCAACUCGCUGCUGGAGCAGAGCUCUGCGCUGCUCAACCUGUGGGCCACUCGCGAGGGCAAGAGGGCCAAGAUGGAAAGCUUGUACGCAGCUCUGAAGAGCAUCGACCGUAUGGACAUCGUCAACAUGUUGGAGGGCCAGCCGCCUCAGCCCGCGAGACAAGGGUCCCGCGACCUCAGCAGACGCCGACACAACGAGAGAGAACACCUCUCCCCUGGUAUGACCAAUGGUUAUGGGCUCGCGCAGGAUGAGCUUCUCUCUCCGGCCUCCAUGCAGUACAGCCUGCCCUCCCCGCUCGGCGCUGAGCCUUACUGGCAGGAAGUCUCCAGCCUGGACUGUGCGCCCAUCGCCACCACAGAGGAAGAUACCCUCAUGGAGAUGUCUGACGUGCAGGUGUGGCCCUCUGGCAACAGCCCCUCCCUGGUGCCCGUGGAGGACUCCUCUCUGGAGUGCAGCAACGCCGACGACUCAGAAGGUCUGCUGGGGCUGCCGUAUGGAAGUCUGGGACGACCGGCGAGUCAGGCCAGCGCCGCGAGCCCGGGUGGAGGGGUGCUGAGCGGCUCCAUUGAGCUUCCUGAAGACGAUUCAGAGAUGGGCGUUGACUCGCUCAGCACUGCCACGCCGGCCUCGCUCGGGGGUACCAUCGCUGGGAUGAAUCUUAACGGGCUGAACAAUGGUCAGGGGUCAGAGGCGAGUUCGGAGGUCUCGGCGUUCACCAGCGCGACUGGUGGAGACGGAGCUGGAGGAGGAGGAAGAGGAGGAGGAAUGACGGGCUCAGUGGAAGGGCUUUCUCUUGUUGCAGGACAGCAAAGGGUGUAUGCUCGGCUGAGUGAGUCACCUGGUCUGAGCUGUGUCGCAGAUCGAAACGGAGACAGGUCAGGUAACGGUGGGAAUGGAGGUGGUGGAGGCUCUUUCCUUUCUUACCUGCAGGAACAGACAGGUCCAGGCUGGAUCCCUGUCACCGACCCCACUCAGGCCUGGGUGGGCAAUCAGCCCAAAGCCAGGCAGGCCAUGGACACUAUGAUGUCAUCAGUGUGUAACGCUGUGGACGGAGACCAGUCCCACAUGUCCCAGGAGGCCUUGCUUCAGCCUGUGAGGGACAUGGGGCACUCUGAGAUCUUACGGGGGCACUUCAGAGGUACCCAGCCGUUUGAGAAGGGUUUGGGGUUCCCCCACCGGGUGCCAGAGCUGAGGGCCUGGGACGAAGUGCGCCUGAAGGGACAGGGCGAUGAGGUUGAAGAUCUUCCCGGAGAGCAAGUAAGCGAGGAACAAUUCACGGACGAACACGGAAACAUCGUCACAAAAAAGAUUGUGCGUAAGGUUGUGCGCAGAGGGAAGGGUUCAGGUGAGGAGGGGGUUCAGGAGGUGAGCGUGGAGGGUUCUCUGCAGGACGCCAACGACCUGGAGGUUGACGCUGAGCAGUUCAUAAACUACGCCAUCCUGGGCCGGGACAGCAGCAAGAGUUCUCCACAAGAUUCAACCCCUUCACCAAAUCCAUCGUACAUGGACACAUGACCAGCAGCAGCUGUCAGGAGGAAGAAGAACACACACAAAGAGGCAGACAGACAGGAAUGAAGGGGCGAGAGACACCACGGUCGACUCUGCCGACUUAUCAGCACGCACCGGGAAAGAGAAGGACACAGAAUAACCUGUAGUUUUUAUUACCUUUUUUUUUUUUUUUUUUAAAGAAACCGUGGGGGAAAAAAAAACAUCUAAUACUAGGCUAGAAGCAUGAUUUCAUAUAAAAAAAGAAAAACCAAACACAAACAAAAAAAAACUAGCAACCAAAACGUGCUUCCUGUUAUCUGUAUCAGCAUGAGUGACUGCUGCCGCAUGGCCUGUCUUUAACUACAAAUACUGAGGGAAUAAGGGGGGGGGGGGGGGAUGGGGGGGUACACUGCUGUGUGGGACAGGCAUGCAAUACGGGCUGUGGUCAAUCACACGCCCUGUUUUCUAAACAAAGCGGGGGGACGUCUAUCAGUCAAAAAAAAAAAGAGGAGACAUAAACAUGAGCGUUACAUCAUCUCUAGGCAACAGGUUUCCCUCCUCCUCCCCACGACAAACUCGUCCAGCUAAGAGCAUCGCAAACUCGUUUUAAAAACCUGUCAAAGUCCAGUGAAGCUACAAGUAUCACCCAAGGAUAUCGGUGUUGUACAUAAUAUCGUAUGCACUAAAAAUGCUCGACGUGACUGUGUGUUGUUUUCUGUUCUAUGCGAUUCCACUGAUGCUGCUGUUUCAGGUACAUAAGAGUUCCCCUCCCUGUUUUUUCUUCCUUUUUUGGUUCGUUUGGUCUGAGCUUAUAUAUUAUUAUUCUAUAUAUCUUGAGAUCUCUGUGGGUACAAGAACAUACAAAUGUUGUGUCGCGCUGCCUGUUUUUUAAAACGUCCAAUCUCUGUGUGUCAGGUCGUUUGUUUCUUUGUGCUUUUCAUGUGCUUCCACUUUUUUUUUGUUGCUUUUGACAUGUUGAACUGUCGAGGGAGGACUUACUGUCUGUCGGUCGUUUACUGCACUGUGGGGUUUUUUUGAGCCUUGGGAGGCGGGUUUCUGCACCGAACCUGCCUCCCCCGACCUUCCCUCAGAGUAGUUUUGCCUUCAUGGUGACACAUGAGAGAAGGACCUACUCUACCAUCCCCACUCCUCUGCCUUCUCUCGUCCCCCGGCGUGCAGGCGUGGCGUUAAUCAGAUGUCUGUCUGAACAAAAAAAAAUCCAAACACCUGUCUUCACUCUCAAACUCGCCCUUAUCGCCCCCCCUCUCGCCCCUCUCAGAGUAGAUGUAGCAGUCCUGGUUACCCCCCAGCAGGUGGCAGGAUCUCACCUUCAGCAGCUUCUGAUUGACCUCAUCGUGCAGUUUUAUGACAACCCCCCUCUCCCCCCCCCAUGAGGUGCACUUAUACGAUGCCAUCUCACCACCCCCUAGAAGACGUCACUUGAAGCGGGGGGGAAAUGUAGCUAGUAACAAAAUGUAGCCCUGGUUUUGAUUGGGUGGAAAGAUGGAGGAUCGAGCCGGAGAGAGGAGAUGUGUGUGUGUGUGUGUGACGCCGUUGGGUCGAGGAACGUGUUGAGCGUUUGAUGUUUGUCUCCUUGGUAACGCGCUUAAGGAGGUGUAGCAAAGAAAGUCAGUCGCCAAUCACUGUGAAGAGAAACUGUAAUACUGACCCGCAACUGUGAGCCCGACCCCUUCCAGAAGCGAGAUUCACUCUUUGCUUUAUGUCCUCUGUUUUGUUUUCAUGUCUUUUAAAUGUUCCUCAGAAGAAGCAAUAACUGCUUACAAGUACACAAGGAAAGGAUGCUUUGUGUGAGUGUGUGAGAACGUUUCAAGGCUACUCCUGACUCCACUCCAAAUGAUGUCAGCACAUUAGUAAUCCCUCAUCUGAUCACUUUGUGAAAUAACAGUAUGAAGCUGUAAGAGUGGGCUGAUCUCCGUGUGACUUUAUACCAGCCACCCCGUCUGCAAAGUGCCCAGUCUGGUUUUUGUUACUCAUCGAGGAAUGUAGGUGUGUUAAGUCUUAGUUUUUCAAUCUAAUUUAAAAUCAUAUGCACCUUGAAGAAAUCCAACUGUGUGUGUGUGUGUGUGUGUGUGUGUGUGUGUGUGUGUGUGUGUGUCCUGGAUAUGCACACGUGUCAAGCUCGUCACAUGACAUGACGUCGAAAACGGACUCAGAUCACACAUCUGAAAUCUUAUUCACUUACUUUUUAAAGUUGAUUUACCUCAAUGCGUGUGCCAUCAUCAUCAUCAUCAUCAUCAUCAUCAUCACAUGACAUCACGUGCAUACAUGCGUUUAUUUCAAACUUCAUGUACGACAUUGAAUGAUUUCUCAUAUGUAAGUCACACACAGCAAAACGUUGCAAUAACCGCUCAUCAGUAAGUGUUUGUUUCGUCCGGCUCCGCAGCCAGAUGAAGAUGAAUGUACGGUUCCUGGUAUUCUCUUUAAGUCUUGUUAUGAAGUAGUCAUCUGUGUUGACCUCGUACUUUAGUAGAUGUUAGGAUAUUCACUUCAACUCAAUAUCUGCUGUGUUGAGCGUCGUCUUUCAUUACAAAUCAUGUGAGAGGAGACGUUUCCAGAGAGAAGUAUCCCUACCUACACCAGAUAUAUGAUUUCUAUUUUAUUAUAUUUUUUUAAUAACUACUAACAGUAGGAUGUCAAUAGAGAUUACACAGCAGUGUGAUGUUAUAUUACCCCGUGUGUUAGAGCAUACCGUGUGCUCACUUAGAGCUCAUGAUUAUUGUAUGCUUUGGGUAGAUUUUUGAAGCAGAGGCUGUUUAUAAAAGUCCACUGCUGAUGUCAGGGUUGGAAGCGAAAGGGGGGGGAGAGGGGGGGUCUGAUGAAAAGACUCUGAUGGAUUAUUAUGAGAAGGCUUGGUGGCUCUGAUGACUAGUCUUUCAAGAUGACAAGCAUUUUCCCUCAACACAACUAAACCCCCCUUUAAUUUCCCCCACCCCUUUUACCAAAAAAUAAGAGCGAGCCGGUUCUAAGGCUUCCACGUGGUGACGGUUUGAGCGGCGGUUUUAAAGGAGGAGUCCGGUUAAGUGCACGCGAGAGGGAGAUGUGGUUUCAACCCCGAGGAAAAUUCAGCUUCUGCCCUGAGGGACGAGCGAGACGAUGCCAUGCACCAAGUUCAUGCAAAAAUAUUAACUGUUGCAAAAACUAGAGAACACAUGUAUAUUCCUUUAGAAUGGAUUGAAGACAUUAUUAACGCAAUAGCAUAUUACUCAAUACUAAGGAAUGCAACUGCGCACAUGCACAGAAAAUGUUUUUAACAUAAAAGGCUAUAUAUAUAUGAAAUAUAUAAAAAAAAUAUAUAUAUAUUUACUUAGAAUGCUAUGCACCCUUACUUGUCAACUGGGAUUCUAGUUAUGUUAUGGAUGUACUUUUAGCAUCAUAAAGCUGUAGCUACCAAGAGACUGUUGAGUUCUGGGUAAUGCCUGCGACCUGGGGAUAAAUAGGGGUCUUGUGGGUAUUUUAACCUUUUUUUUUUGUUUGCUUUUUUAUUGUUAUGGAGAGUCAAACAUGAAUUUAAAAUAUAAAUGUAAAAGCCUUUUAAUCCAAUCGAAUCGGAAGGACAUCUAUUGACAAUAUUCUCUGUACACCAGCUCAACAUUUACAAAAUUAAUAAAGAAAUGAAAUGUC